Molecule: messenger RNA, 7455 nt
Organism: Oxyura jamaicensis (ruddy duck)
Lineage: Eukaryota; Metazoa; Chordata; Aves; Anseriformes; Anatidae
Gene: MIDEAS
Product: mitotic deacetylase associated SANT domain protein
Exons: 13
Coding region: 747-4091 (1114 amino acids)
Biological process (GO): negative regulation of DNA-templated transcription; regulation of transcription by RNA polymerase II
Cellular component (GO): transcription regulator complex; histone deacetylase complex
Molecular function (GO): transcription corepressor activity
Source: RefSeq, a predicted model, not a curated record
AGAGGUUUCUUAACAACCAAGUCCUUUUAGGGUCUGUUUGCCUGUUUUCCCCUCGGAGCAGGCCAGGACGCCAGGCAGCGCCGGGCUCGGGGCGGCGACGGUGGAAGUUUGGCCAGGUGCUGAAGGCGGCUCUGCAGGGCUCCCCUCCCCAACCAGCGCUGCAGCCUCUCCCCGCUCCUUACUUUUUGGGGCUUUCCGGGGCUUUCCAGCCUUUCCUGGCAGGCAGCAGCAGCAGCCGAGCUGCGGGCAGGGGCCCGGGCCCGGCGGGGAGCUGGGCUGCGGCGGGAGGAGGAGGAGGAGGAAGGCGGGAGGAGGAGGAGUUGAGGAGCCCGGGCCCGGGAGCCUCCCCGCUUACCGCACUAGGAAGUGACGCUUUCCCUGAGUCCCGGGGAGAAAGAAACAAAGUUUGUUGUUGUUGUUGGGGUUUUUCUCUCGUCGCCUUCCCUCCUUGCCCUCUCCGCCAGCUGCAGCCCCGCGCCCCCGCGGGCGGCCGCCGCGCCUGGCUGCGCAGGACCUGCAACUAAGUGGACGCUGCUGACCUCUGAACCACAAAGGAUAAGAGUGAAAAGCAGUGUGAGAAGCACGCGAACUAAAAGGAAGUGGAUGUACUUUCAUCUGGACUUCUUUCCUGUCCUUUAUUGUUAAAACUGAAUGGAAAAGACAGACUUACGUGCCUUUUCUCCCCCAACCUCAGGGAUGGGUGGAUUGUAAAUACAGUGUGUGCAGCUGGGAGAAUAGACUGAAUCAUGAAUCUUCAGACUCAGCAAAAGUCUUCAACCAAAAGGACUGGGAAACGAAUUGCUUAUUUUAAUGAACAGGAUAUAGCUGUGUCAUCAAAAGAACCACAGCAGCAGCUUAAAGAAGGCCAGUACUAUGGUCAUGGAGGGAAUAUACCAGUCUCCCAAACCAUGGAGAUUCCUCACACGGGAGGAUUAACAAGUGCCCCCAACAAUGUUGCUUUGAUGAACUCUGUUUACAAUCAAGAUAGGGGAGAAUCGAUGAUGAUGUCCCAGCCAGUGACAGCUGUCAAAUGGCAGAAUUCACUAAUAGGAAACCGGUUGCCAGAGAGAGGUGAUGCCCACUGGCAGUCUCCACCUGCAAUGUGGAACCACGGUAUGGUUUUUGGGGGCAACCCAAAAGGACCCCACUCCAAUGCUGGUGCCCCAGGGUUCUAUGGCCACCCAGAAGCCCUUAAAAGAAAUCAAGAGAAAGGAGUGUUUGUGUCACAACUGGACUUGUAUGAAGAUGCUGUCCAGCAAAUGAUGUCCCAGAAGGCUCAGCUGGAACAGCAAGCCCUUGCCAGACAGCAAGCGCAAAUGAAUUCUUUUCAUCAGAUGCAGAAGCAGCAGCAGCAGAAUCAAAGUCUGCCAUUGCAGCCUUUCCAACUUGCAUUUGGCCACCAAGGCCAGAAGCAAGGUCUUCCUGAAUUAUUGCAUGUCUUUCAAGAAGCCCCAGCUUCUUCCAGUCCAGCAUUUACUGCUCAGCAAAAACAGCAAGCUCUUCCCCAACUACAGCUGUUUGAAAAUUUCUAUCCUCAACAGCAGCAGCAACAGGCUGCCACACAAGCCUUCAGUCUACAGCAAACUGCUUCCAUAGCACAGCCUCAUGUGGCAGCUGCAGCACCUCAGCAUCACAUGAUGGCACACCAGUUUCAGCAAACAGAGAGGAACCAGGAACUAUUCAAGGCUCUAACAGAGCAGAACCAACAGACAGUGCUACCUCAGACCCAGAUUCCCUUUCCAAGAAGGUCACGGAGACUCUCCAAAGAAGGUGUCCUGAUGACAUCUGCAGGAGACGUGGUGGCUUCCAAGCAGGCAGAAGAACAAUCUAGCAAUUUAUUUCUCCAUCACUGGCACACACAUCAGCAAGAGGUCCCAUUGCAGCAGCCGCCUGAAUCGUUGGCCCACAACAAAAGUAACUAUUCUCACCCCAAGAGGAUGGAUCUGGGGCAGAAGGACGCCCUGGUCAACAGUGAACUGUGUCAGAUGGAAACAGAGAGGCAAGCCGUGGCUCAGAACGGUAGAGAUGGGGAGAAACAGACAGCAGCAGCUGAAGAAAACACUCCGAGAACUAAUGACUUUCAGGGUGUUAGAGGGGGUGUAAUCCAGAGUACACGAAGGAGACGGCGUGUUUCUCAAGAAGCCAAUUUGCUAACUUUGGCCCAAAAAGCUGUGGAGCUGGCUUCUCUUCAGAACGUCAAGGAACUGGAUACUUCAGAAGAGAAGAAAAGUGUGCUGAUAGCAGCUCCAGGACCUACAGCUGCUAAAAGCGUUGUGGAAUUUGCCAGUUCUUCACCAGCUCCUAAAAAAGCCCGGGAGGAUAGCAGCCUUGUGCCUCUUAUCAUUCCUGUAUCUGUGCCAGUGAGAAAAAUUGACUUGCAGAACCUCGGAAAGGAAAAGUCUGAGGAUGGGAAGCUCCAGAGAGGCCAAACAAAUGAUCGAGGUCCUUGUGAACGCAAGCCUUCUGUGAUAGUCACUCGGAGGCGAUCUAAUCGUAAUACUAACAUGGAAACCUCAAAUCAGCAUGAAGAUGCUGUCCCAAAGGAUGAAGCAGAGGGUUUUGCCCGGAAACCAAAGCAGCGCCCAAGACCUGAGCCACUCUUCAUACCACCAAAAGCUGGCACCUUUAUUGCACCACCUGUUUAUUCUAACAUUACUCCAUAUCAGAGCCACUUGCGGUCACCCGUCCGUCUGGCAGAUCAUCCUUCAGAUAGGAACUUCGAGCUACCUCCUUACACUCCUCCACCAAUUCUUAGUCCAGUGAGAGAAGGAUCUGGGCUAUAUUUUAAUGCUAUCCUCUCUUCAAGCGGUCAUUCAGUUCCACCUCCAAUGACUCCUAAAAGUGGUCACAGAACUCUGCUUAGAUCAAAUAGUUCAGAAGUUACCCCUCCUGUUCUCACAGUAGUGGGGGAAGCCACACCAGUCAGCAUUGAACCGCGUAUAAAUGUAGGAAGUCGCUUCCAAGCAGAAAUCCCAUUGCUCCAAGAUAGAUCUCUGGCAGCAAUUGAUGAACAUAAAGCAGAGCUGGUGUGGCAGCCAUGGGGUGACCUGGAAACCAACAAAGUCACCCAAGAGAACGUGGAAAACCUGCUAGCUGCUGCCUGUUCGAGCAUUUUUCCUGGGGCUGGAACCAACCAGGAGCUGGCGCUGCAUUUCUUACAUGAAGCGAAGGGAAGCAUUCUGGGAGCUUUGACCAAGCUGCUAUUGACGAGGCCAGUACGAUCACCUACCCAUCCUCUGGCAGAUUAUCACUACACAGGAUCAGACAAUUGGAAAGUUGCUGAAAAGAAACUUUUCAACAAAGGCAUUGCAAUCUACAAGAAAGACUUUUUCUUGGUCCAAAAGCUUAUAAAAACCAAGACAGUGGCUCAGUGUGUGGAAUUCUACUACACGUAUAAGAAACAAGUGAAAAUUGGUCGGAAUGGGACCUUAAUCUUUGGGGACAUUGAUGGUGCUAAUGAAAAAUCUGUGAGAGAUGAAGCUGAAGUUGACAUCAAGAGUUCCCAUAGGUUUGCACGUGUUCUUCCUCUCAGAAGGGACAUUUACAGUGAAGAACAGGGACACGUGGAAGAAGAAGAAGAGGAGGAAGAGGAGGGAGAUGAAGGGUUGGAUAACAGAAAGAAGAGCACGCUUCCCCUCAAAGAUGCAGAGACACUACAAGCUGGUGUAACAGCCAAUGAUGCCAAUAUAAGGAGUCAAGAAGCAACUGCCACAGGCAGAAUUGGAAGGAAGCCAAGGGAGACAACCAUGAAGCCUCGAAAGCCUAUUACUGUUCCAGUGCAGAGGAGGCGGCGAAAACAGAAGAUAAAAUCGGAUGCUACCAGUAAAACUCAGAACACAGAAAACACAUUUCCAUGUAAAAAAUGUGGCAGGGUGUUCUACAAGGUGAAGAGCCGCAGUGCUCACAUGAAGAGCCACGCGGAGCAGGAGAAGAAAGCAGCCGCACUGAAGCAGCAAGAGAGAGAGGCAGCAGUGGCAGCAGCGGCAGCAGCAGCAGCCCACAGCGAGGCCCAGCAGGAAGAGAGCAGCGAGACUGGGAGCAACAGCAGCGGAAGUAGCAGCGGGAGCUCAGAUGAGGAUGGAGAAAUAUAGCAGCAGGCCCAAAGUGGAGGGAGUAGCAAGGCUGGACCCAUCUCCCCCUCAAUGAUUUCACUAUUUUGCUUGCACUUUCCUUACCUGAACCAUCAGUUUCAGUGCUGCAGUUUCCUCAUGCCACAUGUUCCAUUUUGCCUUGCCAGUACUGACCAAGCCAGAAUGGUGGACAAAAAGAUUUGUUUCAACUUGGAUUUUUUUUUAAACAAGAUUUCUAUUUAUAAUCAUACCUAAGGUACAUAACAGAACAAUGUCUCCUGCAGUGGAAGUAAGUUCUCUCUCAGGUCAAUCAGACCUUUCUUCUUGUGCUUGUCAGGAAUCAUGAUAACGGGACUCUUGGAUAUAACGCUUUCCAGACCAGAGCAAGAAAAUGAUGCUCUGCUCUGAGCUAACUGUAUCCAUUUACUGUGACACUGGUGAUUUCUAGAUGUUUUAUUUCUUAGCAAGUUCUUCCUGUUACACUAUCCUGCCUUUCUUUCUGAGCAUUUAUUCAGGCUGCCAACAAGUUUUGUGGAAAGAUGGCUUGCACUUUUGGCCUCUGCUUCACAAAAAUGAAAAGUGGGGUGAGCAAGACACGCUUCUUCCUUUUGAGAGGAAGAUUUACUUUUCAAAGGAACAAUGAGGUGCUUUUGUUUUUAUGCUGUUACGAAUGCAGCAAUAGACGUAAGGAUAUCCUGUGGGAUUAGAGUAGCCACAGGCCUUGCGGGUUGUCUCAUCAUGGAAAAUGAAAUAGUCAGCCUUUGAUUAACUUAUUGGAAAAUAGUCUGGGCUUCACAAGUGCAAUUUGAAAUGAAAACUGCUGUUUUUGACAUUGGUUGUAGGGAAGCAAGCUUGUUUAGUGAAAAUGAACCAGGACCUUGUAUGUGUGUCGGACUGUGUGCACCCCAGAGAUGGGAGAAACGGACUCUGAUCUCUAUCAAGCUCCUUAAAUCCCUCAGCAAGUGGCUUUUACCUCUCACAGAAUCACAGAAUCCAUUUCUUUAUUGUGGCAGCACUCCUUUAUUCCUUGAAAUUACCAUCAUUGGGAGCUUGUAUUAGGUGGAGCCCUAGUUUUGCAGAACUUUCUGUCAGUGUGUGUGUGGCUGUGUGUGCAGUGGGAGCUUCUUGCUUAUUUCCACACAAGUGGCUGGACAGCUGUGCCUGCUGGGUUGUCCCUCUGUGACCCCUCAGCUUGCUGACGCACUGACCUUUCCUUCAGAACUGACAUAUGCUGAUAGCCAAGAAACAUCUAGCCACCAAAACCUACUGGUGAAGGAGAGUUAAGAUCGUGCAGUAGUCCAGGUGACACGUUAGAUUUGCACAGAAUUGUUCUGCGCAUCUUUGUCGCCCAUGUUUAUCGUUAUUUCAUAAUGAUGUUAAGAAUCAGAUCUCUUCCUUGUUCCUCAUGGCCUGUCAGCCCCAGCCCGGUACUGUGGCUGCCCAGCUUGCUCCCUCACACCAACCAGCCCUGAUUCCUCUGUCCCCUGGGUGCCAGCAGUGUGUCGUACCACACGUGUGCUGCUUUCGUGCAGUUUCGAAGAAGCUGAUCAGUCCUGCAGCACCAAGCAGGAAUCCUAGGUGGGUUACUGCACGUGAACUACAGACUGUUCCCAGCUGGUUGAUUUCCUUAAAAAUUGGCCCUUCAAGCUGCCAAAUGAAUUCCAGGUAAUAAUGCUUGUCAGGUUAUCCACGGAAAAUGGAUCUGACUCCAGCAUGCCACUUUCUUUUCCUGCCCCAUGUAACUUCAUGCAACCAUGAUUACUUCACUGCCCAAGUCGGGGAGGCUGUGUAUUGUGCCACAUUUUCUUUGACACAUAUGUGCUUUUGCAUAGACUUCUUUUUCUUGGUAGAAACAGUUACUACUCUUAAAAUGAGUAGCAUUAUCACUAAGGACUGUACUUUUUUCGGUGUUGACACUUUUGCCUGCAAGUGUCUGCCAACACUGUAUUUUUCAUUCCUAACACCAUUGGGCAUCCCUUUCGGCAUUUGGAUGGCUGUUCCGUGUUCCUGCACGUAUGGCUCUUGUUGACAAGAGUGUGGAAGCAGAUGGCAUGUCAGAAACUAUUAAAAUCCAUUCAAAAACUGCAGAGAACUGAAAGCUACAAAUCUUUAAAGAGAAGUUUAAGCAUAUCAGUCUUCCCAUUAAGAAUCUCAGUGUUGAUUAUUAUCUUUUUCUUCAUGUAAAUUGGAGAAAAGGCUCACCUACCAUUAAAUUAUCCUAGGGCCCUUAGAGAGAACAGAAGCUGUAGCACACUGUGCCAGGACAGACAGUAGGUGAAGCAGCUCGAACUCACAGCUCACUUGGAGUGCUGGGAUUAAUUCCAGUAAAAAGCAACGAUGCAAUUAAAGUCCUGAACUAUGUCUCUGGGAAGUUGCCAGUGGUUCCCAUAUCCUGAGAGCUGCAAGGCAGGGCAACUGUUCAGCAGGGCCGGUGAGUAUAGCUAAAAAGGAUUUAAAAUCUAGAUGUUAUGCUGUUGUAAUGAACGCAUUUCCCUGGAGUACCAGUCUUGGCAGUAGCGCACGCUUACUUAAGGGACUGGGGAGGCUUAGAGACACAGAACAAAGAAAUGGAGAUAGAGGUAGAACUGGUACAGGGCAAAAAUGGAGACUAAAAUGAGGCUAAUCAAACUGUCGUAGGAAAAUGCUUUCACUAUCCUUGCUAAAACAGUGCAAAAUCAAUUUAUAUUUAAUCCUUUCAGGGGGCGAGGGGGCAAGAGCCUGUUCCUAUAGGGACAAACCUAAUGGUUAAUUCCGUGUCUUGUUUCUGACAAGUAGAACAGGAAGAUUAGAUACAGGGAUGUCUAUUACUGGAAGAAAAUCAGAAAAGGGCUUUUUCUGAGGAUGGGCACUAAAAAUUAUGGGUUAGCAUGGCUGACCAAAAUUGCUUAAGUAUUCCAAGUGAGUGGCAACAAAUGCUUAAUCUGGAAAUGCUUUUGAACAUGCUUACAUAUUGCUAGUAGCCACCAGAAGACCUCUUGUCUAUCAUGUUUAAAAACAAGCAAAACCAAACCUGCUGUCCACUUGCUUACAGUAGCAGUUCGGAAUUGAUCAUGUGUCUGAAUUAGAUCAAAAGUUGGCAGGGUUGUUUCCAAAAAAUAAUAAUAAUAAUAAACAAUUCCCCAGUCACUGUAGACAAAGCAUUUGAACUGAAUUUGUCUGAUCAGGAAUGAAUUCUGGUAUUCUUCUUUGUGGGGAAAAAUUACUUGAGUGGCUCUUUACUGCAGCACAAUGGUAAUUUAAGGCUGUGUUGUUCCAAUUAUGAUUUUUUUUUUUAAGUUUUAUAUUCUAAUGACUCGUCCAUUUUAAAGCUCUGUGUGAAUUAUUUUCCAGUGUUUAAAAGCACUCUGACAGAUCUCCAUUCUCUCCAUUCUUGCUGUUAAUUUAG